Messenger RNA from Harmonia axyridis, 932 nucleotides. RefSeq lists its product as uncharacterized. The transcript is spliced from 5 exons. Gene Ontology annotation, biological process: sensory perception of smell. NCBI's taxonomy places the organism in Eukaryota, Metazoa, Arthropoda, Insecta, Coleoptera, Coccinellidae. The record is from RefSeq and is a predicted model, not a curated record. Bases 114 to 821 code for a protein of 235 amino acids. Gene Ontology annotation, molecular function: odorant binding.
CAUCGAGUCAAUGAUGCCAUAAAACGCUUCAUCACUUCGAUAGCAAUUUUUUAUAUAUAAUAGAUAUAUGAAAGCAAAACCGACAGUGUCGAAUUGAUUUCAUCACAUUUAAGAUGAAUUUUAUUACUUUUGUGCUUACCGUAUUGUUAUUUGCAUGUGUUGCAAGAGCAGAAGAUUGUGCUUCAAAAUUCAAUGUAACGGCCGAAGAUUGGAAGGAAUUAAAGAAAGAUACUGCCCAUCCAUCCGAGAAGAUACUGUGUAUGUUGAAAUGCGAAUAUGAGAACGAUGGUGCAUUGAAUCCUGACAAAACUAUCAAUGCUGAAAAACUGGUGAAAAAAAUCACAUCAUGGAAACAUCUGGACGAACCAAUAAAAGCUGAACUCAAAGAAUGUGUGCAGAAGGUUAAAGUUCCUCUCAACACUUGUGCCAACAUGAAACCAUACUUCGAUUGUGUUCGAACAGCUGAAAAUGAACAGGAUAACAAGAAUGGGGAAGAUUGUGCUGCAAAAUUCAAUGUCACGGCAGAUGAUUGGACGGAACUCAAGAAAGAUACUGCCCAUCCUUCCGAGAAGAUACUGUGUAUGUUGAAAUGCGAAUACGAGAACGAUGGUGCAUUAAAUCCUGACAAGACUAUCAAUGCUGAAAAACUGGUGAAAAAAAUCACAGCCUGGAAACAUUUGGACGAGCCAAUAAAAGCUGAACUCAAAGAAUGUGUGCAGAAGGUCAAAGUUCCUCUAAACACUUGUGCCAACAUGAAACCAUACUUUGAUUGUGUUCGAACUGCUGAAAAUGAACAGGAUAACAAAGUAUCUAAGGCAUAAACUUCCAACACUGUGUUUCGCCAUUGACUGCAUUUCACAAGUUUUAGAAGCAGAACUAAUUGAUGAUGAAAACAAAAUUGUACAACAGCUUGUAAUAAAAAAUAUUGCAUA